ACCUCACCAAAGUCAUAUAUCCUAUUGCAUCACUCACCUUUAAACACAGUCAGAGAGAAACAGCAACUCUUGUCUGAAAAAAACGAGAGAGAGAGAGAGAGAGAGAGAGAGAGAGAGAGAGAGAGAGAAAAAUGGAUCAUGGUAGGUUAAUGGAGGAGGAUCAAAUGGCGCUAGGCUCUCAAGUGUACCCCUACACGACCCGGACACAAACUUCACAGUGCAUCAUCGUCAACCAGAUCGAUGGAUCAUCAUCAGGCGGCGAAGGAUCAAAACCCGUGAAGCGGCGGAGGAAGAGGAGAAGCAAAGGUUCAUCAGCCACCAACGAAGGAGACGUGGCGGAGAUCGGAGGGAUUUUGAGGAAGAGGAAGUUGACCGAUGAGCAAGUGAACAUGCUCGAAUAUAGCUUCGGAAACGAGCACAAGCUAGAGUCGGGGAGGAAGGAGAAGAUCGCCGGAGAGUUGGGUCUUGACCCGAGACAGGUGGCUGUUUGGUUCCAAAACCGCCGUGCACGGUGGAAGAACAAGAAACUCGAGGAAGAGUACGCCAAACUCAAGAACCACCACGACGCCGUCGUCCUCCGCCAAUGUCAGCUCGAGUCUCAGGUAUUAAAACUGUCAGAGCAAUUAAGUGAAGCUCAAAAUGAAAUUCGAAAACUCUCGGAACGGCUUGAAGAAAUGCCAACCAACAGUUCGAGUUCAUCGCUUUCUGUCGAAGCCAACAACGAUGCACAAUUUGAUUUCGAGCUUGCCCCGGAGACUAAUUACAACAAUAUCCCAUUUUAUAUGUUAGACAACAAUUAUUUACAAAGCAUGGAGUAUUGGGAUGGUUUGUACGUAUGAUUUUAUCAUAAACUAAAAUAUAUUUGGAUUUGUAUCGAUGCAAAGUUAUGUUAUAUAACUAAUGUAGAUAUAGAUGUUGGUUUAAACUGUUGUAAAUGUGGCUUUAUCAAUGUUUAUUUCAAUAUAGUACUGUUU
Messenger RNA from Camelina sativa (false flax), 974 nucleotides. RefSeq names its product homeobox-leucine zipper protein ATHB-53-like. The record is from RefSeq and is a predicted model, not a curated record. Gene Ontology annotation, cellular component: nucleus. Gene Ontology annotation, biological process: positive regulation of DNA-templated transcription. Gene Ontology annotation, molecular function: DNA-binding transcription factor activity, RNA polymerase II-specific; sequence-specific DNA binding. Lineage: Eukaryota; Viridiplantae; Streptophyta; Magnoliopsida; Brassicales; Brassicaceae.